CUUUCUCUAUUGUUAUCCCUCUUACAAAUAAAGGAAAAUGUCUUUUCUAUGGGACUGGUUUACUGGAGCCCUGGGCUAUCUCGGUCUGUGGAAGUCCAUAGCAAAACUUGUCUUCUUGGGUCUGGAUAAUGCCGGGAAGACAACCCUCCUUCACAUGCUUAAGGAUGACAGAAUGGGACAACCUGUACCAACCUAUUACCCCACAAAAGAGGAGUUAAGAAUAGAAGGAGUAACAUUCACAACAUUUGAUUUAGGAGGCCAUAAAACAGCUCGUAAAGUCUGGAAGGACUACUUUCCAGCAGUUGAUGCGAUAGUAUUCCUUAUAGAUGUGCAAGAUCAAGAAAGACUGCCUGAGUCAAAAGCAGAACUAGAAGGUCUCUUAUCAGAUGAGGAGGUUUCAGAUGCCCCCAUACUGAUCCUAGGGAAUAAGAUUGAUGCUCCUAAAGCAUUAUCAGAGGACUACAUCAGACAGUUCUUCAAUCUACAUGGAGUAACAACCGGAAAAGGUACCAUUUCACGUAAGGACCUUCAGAGACGCCCUGUAGAAUUAUUCAUGACUUCAGUACUAAAGAGGCAGGGAUAUGGAGAGGGUUUUCGGUGGUUAGCACAGUAUCUUUAAGUACUCAUGAAGUGUCAAUACUUUCCUUGUUCCUUCUCA
Molecule: messenger RNA, 658 nt
Organism: Amphimedon queenslandica
Lineage: Eukaryota; Metazoa; Porifera; Demospongiae; Haplosclerida; Niphatidae
Product: GTP-binding protein SAR1b-like
Biological process (GO): intracellular protein transport
Molecular function (GO): GTPase activity; GTP binding
Source: RefSeq, a predicted model, not a curated record